Ornithodoros turicata is the source of this 4687-nucleotide messenger RNA. RefSeq names its product myosin-9-like. Lineage: Eukaryota; Metazoa; Arthropoda; Arachnida; Ixodida; Argasidae. The record is from RefSeq and is a predicted model, not a curated record. The transcript is spliced from 34 exons. The coding region runs from base 371 to 3514 and encodes 1047 amino acids.
AGUUUUCCUGAACUACGUGCGUGUAUUUCCCACGUGAUUUGAUUUCUCAUCUGGACGCGCGUUUCUGAAACGCUGAAAUUCCUACAGUUCAAAACUGAAAGUCAAAUGUGAUGUAGUAUUUCGGAGCGAAUAUAAGUGCAGGUAACAAAAUGUGGAAUCAUUAAUGUGUGGGUAGAGUUUACUUUUAUUAACAGAAGUGCGCCGAUUGUCGUCUGCGAAGUGCGAACUGAUUGCUGAGGGACCGUGACGAAAUGCAUAUUAAAUUAAGUUCCUGAGGGUUGAGGCUUUUGUUGAAUCUAAUGUCACUACGCUACUACGACUAUAUAGUUGAUAGCAAAUUACAGAGUUGACGUCUAGGUGUUCGAUCAAGAUGAGCCAACAGCACAGAGUAUAUGGAAAGCCACUGGCUGUGAUCGAAUCAUCGCAGACCCCAUUUGUGAACAGCUCACAGACAACUCAGUCAUUCCUGAUGAGCCACCAGCAUGAUUCAAACCCGAAAGCCCAUCGUGGAAACGCUCAACAGGCAUCUACUUUCAUUGAAAAUAUGGAGAACUCGAAAGAUAAACCCGCACAAGAACUCACAUCGUCUGCGUAUUUCACGGAGGUUGGGACAAACAAAAUGGGAGGACAAGAAUUUGUACCUGAACCAACAUCAAAGCAGAGCUUUAUGACAAUCGAUGAAGAUUAUACUUCGGUUCACAAAGCAUGGGUAUCACUGGAAACGGAACUACGCCUUAAGAAAAUGGAACUGCAACAGGCAUUGGAAUUACUGUCAGAAAAAGAAAGAACCCUUAACAUCCUGAAAAGUGAAUGCGAUUUUGCAAAAGCUGAGUUACAUCGAAAGAAGAGCCAGCAACUCAAAACAGAAGCCAUACUUGUUGGCUUACAAGACAAGAAUGUACAGUACAAAAAACACCUUGAUGAGAUUUUUAACCUAGUGAUGCAGUGCUAUGAGCUGAGGGACAAAAUGUUUGAAAACAACAUGGCAAGCAAUGAAGAAUUUGAGAACCUCACGAAGACAGCUAAGCAGCUCAGCGAAAUGUAUGAUGAAAACAUAAGAAAACUGGACACACACAAUAGUGUACUGCAUGCACAACUCUUGAAGAUGCAGAAAGAAAUGGAUGCCAAAGAAGCCGAACUUAAUAGCAAAAUAAGCUUUCUCCAAGACAUGAGCAAAAGAUACUCUGUACUAGAGAAUCAUGCUGCUGAAACCGCCGCUCAACGUGACAAAAUGGAGCAAGAAACCUGCAAGCUACGGCAAAACUUGCAGUUGCUUCUCGAGGAGCACAGUAAAACAAUUCAGGAGAAGGAAAAUAUCCAAGCUGACUAUCAGGAGGCACAAGGUCGGCAUGCUUCUCUUAUGCACAACCUUGAAGAAAUGAGGAAUCACCUGGAAAACAUUAUACCGCACCAAGAUGAAGACGUCUGCUCGAAAACGAAUCCGGAGAGCAGGCAGAUUGACCCUGUAUCAGCCAUUCAACGUGGUAUAGGGUUUCUCAUCCACCAGUGUAGAGCAAUGGAUGGAAAGCUUCAAGAAGCAAUUGAUGCUAUCAAAGAAUUAGAGAAUGAAAAAGAGGUAUUAGACAACGAGAAGCAAGCCCUGAUAGAGAAAAUGGCUACUUUUGAGAGUCUCUUGCUGGAGAAACAAAACCUAGAACAGGAACUUGCAGAUGAUAAACUGAAGAUUGUAAACCUUAUGGAGGACCAUUCCAAUGAUAAAGAAGAAUACAAGAUCAACUUGAAGAAAGUACAGGUUGCACUGCAGGAUCUCGUUGCAGAGAAGCAACAGAUUGUAGAGGACUUCACUGAACAAAUGAAUGGGCUAAAGAAUGGAACUGAAAUGCUGGAUUCAUGCCUUCGAUCAGUUAUCGCCACAAAUUCCGAACUGCAGCAAGAUCUGGAAGCUCUGAAAGCAGAGAAGGACCAACUCUCUGGGCGUGUUGAUGAAUUGGUCACAGACCUACAAGCCAGAGAAAACAUGUCACUUUCAUUAGAGGAGAGGAUUAGUGAGUUAUCUGAAACCAUAGCAAGAUUGGAGAAUGUACAUGCUGAUGACUUGUGCAAGCUGGAAGCAUCAAGGAAGGAAAUUGAAGGUCUGAAAAAAUCAGCGGCUGAGGAAACAGAGACAGCAUCUGCAAAAGCGGAGGCACUUACAUCCCAGCUUGAACAGAAGACAAAGGAUGUUGAUGAGCUGAACGAGAAGCUUAAGGGAAGUGACAUACUUUUGUCUGAACUUAAAGAAGAAGCUAGCGCUUCAAGAGCGGAGCUAGAAAAGCUGAAAUUUGAAAUUGAAGGCUAUCAGAAUAACAUACAGGACCUUACAACAUGCCUGGAACAAGAAAGGUGUCGUCCUGAGAUGCACAGCCAGGCAGUUCACAUGUCACAGACUGAUGAGAGUGAGAGGAACAAGGAACUGCAAGCUGCAUUGAAGGAAACAAAGGAUAAGCUUGCUGAACUGGAGAUCGACUUCAAUCGCUUAAGAUUUCAAACCAGUGAGCAAAGUGCAAGGUUUGAGAAAGAGUGCCGGGAGUAUGGAACCCAAUUAGAGCAGGCCACCUCUAAGUACAACAGGCUUGAAAGGAAGUUUAGUGACAUUAAAGUAGAGGAUGCUAACAAAGAAAAGCAAAUACAAUCUCUUACUAAGCAACUGCACAAUGUGAAACUAACAGAAAACCUGAGAAGGUCGGACAUUGAGAAGGGGCACAAAGCUGAAAUUGAGAAGCUCGAAGACGAGAAACUUGAUCUUCAAGAAAGAUUGGAAGAGCUCCUCAAGAACUUGGAUGCAGCUACAUUAGAUGUUGAAGAGUUAAAGUAUGAACUUGAGAAAAUACAAAAAGAACAAAAAUCCUGUGAAGCAAAAUUCACGGAGGAGCUGACCAAGAAACAAGUAUACAUAGACAACCUUACAAAGCAACACAUGUGUGAUGCAAUACAUUAUGAAGAGGAAAUCGGCAGCCUGAAGACAAGUCUUCAGAAGGCAAAACAAAACAGCUGCAAUGAACGAGUCUACAAAAGCGAGUAUGUGGAGCAACCAGGCCAAUGCGCACCAGCGAGGAAGGCAGCACCUCAACAUACCCCAGCUCAGGCUCCGCGAGUUCAGCCAGUAGCGAGUCAACCCCAGCAGACACCACAACGGCGUGCGCCUCAGAGACCACAACAGCCACAGGCACAGAAGCCAAAGAGGACACUGCAGAGGGAAGUACACCCAGUACAACCAGUGCAGUCCAUGAUGCAGACACGAAGAAAGGAAUUUUUGCCAUCUGAGGUUGACUACCUGUUUGACAGUGACAGCAGUGUUGAUAACACUGAUGUGGCAAAAGCUGUGAGUGAUGCUUUAAGGGCAACUCCAAAACAAAACAGAAGGUCAGGUGCAAGCCCACAAACAACCUUCACCACUGUAAAAGGAGGAAUGUCGAACAUGCCUCCUCCUGCUCCAUCUCCACAACCCAAGAAAAGGAAGUUCUUCAAGUCCCAGAACGAGCGGAGCGGUACGAACAACUUCUGCAUGAAAUAACCGCCUUCCUCAUGCUGGUGGAAUCUUGGCUACGGCCCUCGUGUGUUCCUGUGAAUUUUUCUAGUCAUCUUACUCAGGUUUCACCUUUCAUGUUGUGUUGUUUCGUUUAGCGAAAUGUAUUCCUUCUAGCGUUACAAUUAAUCAGCAAUAUUGUUUAAGUUGCUUUUCCAUUUUUACAUUUAAGUGUUCCUUCAUAGUGGUGUCGAGAGAGUAUUCUAAAACUCAGAAGGUUACAUUGACAUUGGGCAAGCUAUUAUUUUUUUUUAUUUGCACCUCUAGAAUUUGAUUUUGCUACCCCCUUGUGGUCACUGUACAUCUCCACACAAUGGAAUGGACUGGUGUGCGUUCAUAGUGCUUGGCAGUGUACGAAGCUGUCCCACAUAGUUGACCAGUUGCAGUAGAGGUCUUGUUAAUGUGGGGACCAGGAGCAUCAAAUGCUGGAGCUACAAGUAAAUGUUGAGCAAAAAAAAAUGUCUCAUUUUACAUUAAGAUACUUUGGACUUCCCCUUUUAACAUCUGCUUGGUGUCAGUCAUGAAAAUUUGUUUAUUGUGUUGUUCUAGUGUUAAUUGUUAUCAACAACAAUCCACAUUGCAAACACAGUAGCUGCAUUCCCUAAUAUAUAUUUCAAUACGAAGUUAUUGCUGUUAGAACACAGCUACAUCUAUUUAUGGCAUGAAAACGUUCUGCUUCAUAAAAGAGCAGGACUAAUAGUUAUCAUUAGCUGUAUUCUAGCUAGAAACAAUCAGUUGCAGACAUGCCUCAUUAGCACAUUUACAUGUUUUGUCAUUGCUAUUGUUCAAGUUUAGAAAUCAACAAUAUUUCAUUGUUACGAUGUGAUUAUCAUAUUCUUCAUUCGUGUGCUUCAUUCUUUGGUAUUUUGCUAUGCAGUUAAACGUGUGUGUAGCCAAGUUGUUGCAGAACAUGCUCAUGCUGAAAUCCAUUAUGCUUAAGGAUUCGCUUGGUGUACUCACACGAUAACAUAUAAUGGCUUCCGUCAGAAACUUUCCAGAGAAGUCAUUCUAAUGCAGACACAUUACUUUGUAGCUAUUAACUAUAAAUUUUGAAUAUGUCAACUCAUUAUACACAAAAAAGAUGGCCACAUUUUAUCAAUUCAACUGGAUUUCUGUGCGUUGUUGUCAGCCCCGUAUUGUUACUUAAUAAAAAACGAUUAU